GCCAAUGGCCUGAACGGCUUGGACGGCGGAGACCAUGUGUUCCCUCCGGCGCGCUUCUCCAAAGUACCCCCGACUUUGCCUAUCGCUGUACAGGAUGAGGAGGGGGCUUUCGAGGUGGAUAUUCCCCUCGAGAUCGAACAUCUGGCCGACGAUCCGAGCGAAACCUGUACCAUGCUCGAGAACGAACAGAAACCUCCAAGCAUUUGGAUGACAGUCGCCAUGGCCUAUGCAAAGCACAGAAAAGUCGACCUUGCCAUAGAGGUAUUGAACAGGACGGUAACUUUCUUUGCGCGCGGCCGUUCAGAGGAUAGACUGAGUAUCCUCAACUGCCUCUGUUGGCUCUACCUUCUCAAGUGUCGCGAAGCACCCCGUGUGCGGCCAGAUGGCGCGGCCGAUGGGGUAAGGACCAAGGAGUCCUACAUCCAAGCAGCGACCGGUGUGCUCAACGACGCCUUACGAAUCAAUCCUUCUUAUCCCCCGCUCAACCUCGCACGUGGCGUCCUCUGCCUUCUCCGCGCGUCUCUCCAACCCCCGGCGACCGCUGCUGGCUCGAAUCAGAUGAGCGCCGAGCGUAUGGACGCACUGAAGCAGGCCGCUAAGAGCUUCGAUGAUGCGCUAAGGGCAUCGCAUGGGAAGAAUCUGAUGGCCCGUUUGGGCAAGGCUAGGGUGAAUUAUUCUAUGGGCAAAUACGCGGAUGCACUCAAGCUGUACCAGUCGGUACUGGAAAGUUCUCCUUAUCUCAUAGAUCCUGACCCUCGGAUCGGUAUCGGCUGUUGCUUCUGGCAGCUUGGUUUCAAGGACGAUGCUGCUGGUGCUUGGGAAAGAUCACUUGAGUUGAAUCCCCGCUCCAAGAUUGCCCUCAUCCUGCUUGGUCUCUAUAACCUCCAGCGUGCGGCUCAGAUACCUCCAUCAGAUCCAGAGUUCGCGAAUGCGACAAAGAAGGCCAUUGCAGACUACGUCGCGCAGUCGCUUCAACUGGAUAACCUGUUUCCUUUGACCUGUGCGACCUUGGGAGGUUGGUUUGUGAUUAGAAAGGCGCCGGACAAGGUUGAGACACUCGCGAGACGCGCCAUUGAACUUACCGACGUCAAUGACAUAGCAAGCGACGGCUGGUACCAUCUGGCACGGAAAGAACAUCAGUUAAACAACAACACGAAGGCUAUGGACUACUACACUCGGUCAGAUAGAGCCCGCGGAGGCGAAGAUCGGGGGUAUAUACCGUCCAAGUUCGGGAUGGCCCAGAUUCGGGUUCUGAUGAAUGACUUCGAUGGAGCCAAGUUUCGGCUUGAAAAGCUCCUUCAACAGCAGCCCACCUUGGAGGCUCAAAUCCUGCUCGGUACCCUCUAUGCCGAAGACGUUUUUGCUGCUCAGGCAGCGAAUUCCAAGGAAGACAAAUCCAACGAACUCAAGAAGGCACUGAAGCACCUUGAAGAUGUUGCCAAGGCGUGGAAGGAUCCUAAGAGAAAGCUCACGCCAGAUCGAGCCGUCCUCCUUAACCUUGCACGUCUCUAUGAGAUAGAAAAUCCUGAGCGAAGCCUCAAGUGUCUGGAGGAAGUGGAAAAGCUGGAAAUCGACGCAAUACCCGAGGAGGACCGGCCCAAUGACAUUGAAGAUGAAGCUCUCUAUCAGUCCGCUCUGCGGGAAAUGUUGCCUCCUCAGCUUCUCAACAAUAUGGCUUGUUUUCAUUAUCAAGCUGAGCGGUACGCCCAGGCUAGGGAGUUAUUCCAAAAUGCCUUGAAUGCGUGUGUAAAGGCUGCAGCUAGAGACGACACCCUUGACACCGAUGCUCUUGUCACCUCCAUCAGCUACAACCUAGGCCGCACCUACGAAUCUGAAGGCCUGUUGAGCGAGGCCAAGGAUGUAUACAACAACCUGCUCAAGCGUCAUGCAGACUACGUGCAUGCGCGGAUUCGUCUGGCAUACAUUACGCUUCAGCAGAACCCUACCGGCGAAGGUCCGAAGGCCGUGGCUCAGCUGAUGCAGGAGUAUAAGGACAAUCUAGAAGUGCAGGCGUUGUAUGGCUGGUAUUUGAACAGGUCGAAAACAAGGGCCGUCGAUGUCGCUGCAGACAAGGAACAACGACACUGGAAAUAUGUCCUACAGGGCAACAAUGGGGCGAACAAGCAUGACCAGUACGCCCUCACUUCUUUGGGCAACGUCCAUCUCACUGCAGCUCGCGAGAUUCGAGGAACCGCCGAACAGGAAAAAGAGAAGCGUCGGAAAGCAUACGAGAAGUCAGCCGAGUUCUUCGAUAAGGUGCUCCAAGUUGAUCCCAGGAACGCUUAUGCGGCACAGGGCAUUGCUAUUGCCCUGAUAGAGCACCGGAAAGAUUUUGCGACUGGCCUGCAAAUCUUGAACAAAGUCAAGGAGGUGCUGAGAGAUUACAAUGUCUACGUGAACUUGGGACACACAUAUUGUGAGCUAAAGCAAUAUUCGCGCGCCAUCGAAAAUUAUGAGUUGGCGCGAGCGAGGGCGAAGCCCAACGAUACAUCCAUCCUUGCUUGUCUCGGCCGCGUUUGGUUGAUGCGGGGGAGACAAGAGAAGAGUCUUGCGGCGCUGAAGACUGCACUGGAAUACUCUCAGCAGGCACUCAAUAUUGCGCCACAACAGGUGCACUUCCAGUUCAACGUCGCUUUUGUCCAGAUGCAGAUCGCCCAAACGAUCUACAGCCUCAAGGAAUCCGAAAGGACUCUGGAGGAUGUCGAGAAAGCCAGUGCAGGGCUAGAAGAGGCCAUUGAGACAUUCACUGCCAUCGCCAAAUCAGAUGCUGCCCGCUUCCCGCCACACGAUAUCGAACAGCGCGCAAGCAUGGGUCGAAACACCAUGCGGAGGCAGCUUGAACGUGUCAAGGAGAGCCAACAGAAAUAUGAGGAAGCGAACCAGAGCAAGCUCGAACAGGCACGUGCUCUGCGCGAAGCUGAGCUCAAGAAGCGUGAGGAAGAGCUCCGAAAAGCUGAAGAAGAGAAGGCGGAGCGGCGCCGCAAGAUUCUGGAGGAGCAACAGAGGCUCCAAGAGCAGGACCGUGAAUACAUGGAGAAGCGCGCAGAAGAGGAGCGGCGACGCCAGGAGCUUAUUGACGACAGUGAGAUGCGCAAAUCCGAACGGCGCAGGAAGGGCGGGAAACGCAAGAAGAAAGGCGACGUGGAUGAAUCUGAGAUUGAGAGUGAAUCUGAUGGCCACGAGCGCUCCAGAAGACGCAGGACUAGCGCCUCUGCGACUGCAACUGAGGGCGUGACGGACGAGGACAGGCCACGCCAAAAGAAGCGAAAGCUCGAACGCAGGAAGAAGGAGCCUGCUGGCAAAUACAAGUCUUCUGAGAUGGUCAUCGAUAGUGACGAAGAACUGUUGGACGACGUUCCGCCAGCCGAGCCCGAGACUCCUGCUGCCGCCAAUGGCGGUGAAGAGAGCGAUGAAGAACAAGCGACGGCUCCGCGUGCGCGCAAGAAUCGUGUCGUAGACGAAGACGAGGACGAAGAUGAGACUCCUGGCUCUCCCAAGGCUCAGGCUAAUGAUGUUGCCAUGGACGACGAGGACGAGUAG
Westerdykella ornata is the source of this 3540-nucleotide messenger RNA. RefSeq names its product tetratricopeptide repeat protein 1. Gene Ontology annotation, molecular function: RNA polymerase II complex binding. The annotation marks the transcript as partial. The record is from RefSeq and is a predicted model, not a curated record. Gene Ontology annotation, biological process: regulation of DNA-templated transcription. NCBI's taxonomy places the organism in Eukaryota, Fungi, Ascomycota, Dothideomycetes, Pleosporales, Sporormiaceae. Gene Ontology annotation, cellular component: Cdc73/Paf1 complex. The transcript is spliced from 4 exons.